Orbicella faveolata is the source of this 7057-nucleotide messenger RNA. RefSeq lists its product as uncharacterized. Gene Ontology annotation, cellular component: cytoplasm; actin cytoskeleton. Gene Ontology annotation, molecular function: actin filament binding; phosphatidylinositol-4,5-bisphosphate binding. Gene Ontology annotation, biological process: actin polymerization or depolymerization; actin filament severing; cytoskeleton organization. Lineage: Eukaryota; Metazoa; Cnidaria; Anthozoa; Scleractinia; Merulinidae. The record is from RefSeq and is a predicted model, not a curated record.
AAUUCUGCAUGUAUGGCGACUUUAAGCGGUUGAUUUUUGCCCUUCGUAAAAGUUUAAAGAGCUUUUCUGGUGGUUGUAUUCUAUAUUCACAGACUGUGGUCUUUGAGUGUUCUUGCCAAGAAAAAAAAUCGGUACAAAAAAAUGUUUUGGCACCGCUCGCGAUCGGUGACUCCGUUUGAUGAUUUUAAUUCAAUUCUGUUGUGAAGUCUGCUUUGGUUUUUGACGUGAAUCAUUUGUUCCUGUGGUGAACUAAAUGGUCACAGCCUUCGUAUUUUGUAUUGCAAUGGAAAUGUGAUUAAUUUAGCGUUUUAAAAGCAUCAAAUAUAUUCGUGCGUGAGAGAAAUGUCGACAACGGCGGCUAAACAACAUCGUUCGAAAUUGACAUGUGGGCAUCAAUUUUAAGCUUAUAUAAAUAAACUAACAUGUAUAUGGAAUGUUUCUCAUCCACAAAUUAAUUUGAGACUAUUUCGUCAAAAUUACAAUUUGUCAAGUUUUGUUUCUGUUUCUCUUCCUCCUAAGGAAUUUCUAUUACAUUCCCGCCUAUUUUGAUCUACCGUCUGUCAUGCCAUGAUCGCGAAUCGAUGAAAAUACGAGAACGUUUUAUUUCACAAAAAUUACCAAUGAGGUGUCGUAUAGGUGGGGUCAAAAUUUCAACAAAAUGAAAUACCUUUGUUUGUCAGUUCGGAAAUUUGAAGAGGAAAUGCGUUUUUCCUUCUAUUGUCGAUAUAAAACAAGCGUCUGUCUUCACCAUCUCUGUUUACAAGAAAAACGUUGUUAUAUUUACAAGCAAGUUUAUAAAGACAGCACAGUUUUUGUUCUUAAACAACUCUUCUGGAGAGCAUUAAGUGGCGACUUCUCCAAUUUCUGAACUGGUAAGCAGAUACGGCUUCUCAAGUGAAUUUAUCGUAGAACAAGGGAUUAUGAGCGGUGAAAAGCUGCGGAAGAAUUUUUGAAACAGCCGAGCUGGAAUUUACAACAAGGUCCAGAGGAGAGCAAGAAAUAUUUGUCACACUAGGCAAUACAUGCAUGAGUGAUUUUUCUCUUGAAUAGCAAGUAUCCAUUGUGGCAACUGGGAUUUUGCUUCCAAACUGAAGUGAGGUUUCACUGAAAAUAGUAUUGCCGCUUCAGUCAUGUCUGAGGGAACAGAUGAAAGAAUCUCUAGAAUUGAAGCAAGAAGGAAGAGACGGGAACAGCGAAGACUUAGCCUUGAUACUGAUGAUGAAAAUAAACCAAUGAAUGGGGUUGAUGAAUCAGGUGGAGGCCGCUCUCGAUCAUCAACAACUGACAGUGAAGCUGAGCUUUCAAGGGCUUUAACUCGAGAAGAAAAAAGGCAAGAGAGGCGUGAGAAGAAAAGACAGAAAGAAAUGGCUGAACAAUCUAAAGAGGUUCCUAAGUCAGCUGCAGUUAUAACAGACUUUAGCAAAAGGGAAAUCCGUGAACGGAGACCGAGUGACCCCGAAAUUUUGUCUGCAGAUAGUGAGGGUAUUGAUACUGACAAAGAGAAUGAACAGCACAAUGCACAGCAAGGUAUUGAGAGAAAGAAAUCAGGUUAUGGCUCUUAUGCAUCUGCUCUUCGCCGAGGAUCACAGGGUGCCGAGGUCGACAGAAGGAAAGAGCGGUAUGCUGCAGCUGUAGAGGGAUACAACGUUGAUAAUGAUGACGAUGAUGAAAUAGAAUUGUCUCCUCGCGAUCCUAUGGACCAACAACCUGAGGUUAUGUCCACUUCACCUGUAAGAAGAAUAAAAGAAGAUUACCUGACCUCAGCAUCAGGAAAAGGCAGGGAGAUACCACACUCAAAGGAACAACCUACUCCACGCCACCUUUCAAAGCAGUGGCCGCCUCCACCUUCUGAGAAUGAAGAUGAUGAUGAAAGAAAUGGAGAACCUCAGAAAGGUGUGGUGAAGACAUUUGAGGAACCAGAGCCUCCAGAAGAAGAAAGGGGUGUUGACGAAGGUCAUGUUGAAUCUGUUAAGUCACUGAAGGAACAGUGGACGCAGAAAGAACCAUCUAAGCCACUGGGUGUCAAUAAACCUUAUGUACCCGUGAAGAGAGAUGACACGUGGAUCACCCAUUUUAGACCUGUCAUUGAUGAAGGAGAAGUACCCAAGGAGCCACAAUGGUUACAAAUGGUGCGGCAGCGGAGGUGGAAAUCAACGGUAUCAGCACGCUUUCCUCAAGAUGAACAAGAGAAGCAAGUCUUCGAACACCGUUCUACAACCCCAAGAAAAUUCAAGAAGCCAAAUCCCUACAGUCUCAUGCGUUCAAAAUCUGACCUUGAUGAUGAAUUUGAAGUGGCCAUGAGACGACGGCGACGGAGGACCGAUGAUGAAGACUCAGUUGAUGCUAGCAAGCGUUCCUGGUCCUCUUUAAGUGAUGCUGAUCGGGACUCUGUCGCCGUAUUGAACAAAGUUCCUAUCCAAGGACCCUUAAAGGAGUAUAAGAAAAACCUUGAGUUAGAAAGGGCACGUACAACCAUGUUGAAAUGGACAUUCUCAACAGAUAUGGUUGAUGAUCCUCUUCGAUUUGAUUUACCUAAGCCAAUUGACCUGACAACACAAGAAGACUAUGAGAGAGAACAGGAGUGGAAAUACAUGCAGUCACGCAAGCGCUUCACGAGUGGAAGUGAGGCUGACGGUAUGGGGACAGCAUCUGUGCGAUCAUCCAUGUCAUCCUUGAGUGAUGGAGAGCCUCCAAAGUCGCCAGUUACUAGUACACCAGCUCAACCUGAACAAAAGAUGUCUUCAGAUGAGUCACCCUCAAGUCCUGAAGCAACACGCCCCAUGCCAGUCAGUUCUGGUGAGGAUUACACAUUCAGUCAAGGAGUUUCUGACAUCAAGAGAAAUUUGAUGACUGCGAGAAGUCAAGAUGCACCUUUGAAACCAACCAUUGCUGACGAUAACCUUGAAUAUGUCCCUAAACUGGCCGAUUUGAGAAAAAAAUUGCAUGAGAAGGAAGAAGAGCCAGUACCCAAAUCGUCACCUCUGGACGAAGAAAUUCAGAUGAUUCCAAAAGUGAAAGACAUCAAAAGCAGAUAUUUAGAGCAAAAGAAAGAACAAGCUUCCAAACAGCUCGAAUUUGAAGAAGGGGAACAAUUUGGAAAACUGGACAACAUCAAGAGCAGGUUUCAAGGCAAAGAGAAGGAAUCAGAGCCAAGAGUUUUAAGCAAACCCAAGCUUAAGAAGAAGUUAAGCACUAGUGAUGAUAUGAAAGCCCUCAUGGCCAGUCGACGACAGAUGACUGAUGAGUUUGUAAGUGAGAGUCCUCAGACUGCUGAAGAAAUCAAAAGUCUGGCAUCUGAUAUUGCCAAGACGUUUGGUUCAGAGGGUAGUGAUUCUCCCAAACAGCCAACAGGAAAGGCAAAGAAAGGAAGGAAAGAGUCAGAAGAGACAAAAUCAACUGAGAGUGGGACUGUCUCUGAUGAAAGUGAAACCCAGCAGUUUGGCCCUUGCGGAAAGCCUGAAGGUUGUGGAACAGAUGACGAGCUUGACAAGCGUUUGAGUAAGGAGCUCGAUAUUUUACCAACACUUGGCAGUGAAUUAAAUGAAGGGCCAGCUCAACCAAUUCCUUUCAAAGACAAAGUGGUUCAAGAUGAGUCGGCUUCGUUAGAGAGUGCACCUCAGAGAGAUUCCUUCACUGAUGAAGCUGCUGACAGUGCAUUAAGUGGAGAUGAUAAAGUCAUCAAGAAACAAGAGUCAAUGGAAACUGUGGAAACAUCGGCCAAGGAAAGUGACACUGAAAGUGAAUCUGAAAUGAAUGCUGAAAAACAAGUCAAAGAUGAAAUUGAUGAUCAAAGUGACGACGAUGAUCAAGACUUCUUGAGUUCGGAAAGUGAAAAUGACAAAGAAAAAGAAGAGCUGGAGGAAGAUGAUGAGGAACGAGAUGAACCAGAUAAAGGUGUUGAGAAAGUUGAUGGGAAUAUCAAGUCUCGCUUAUCCACUGACAGACCUCUGUCAUACACAUCGGAAGACAUCAGAACAAAAAAACUUAUCAAAGAAGAUGAAGAGAGACCAAAGUCAUUCACCUUUGGUGAGGAGGAAAAUGCAGAGGAUCCUUUCAUCUCUUCCAACUUAAAGGCCUUUUCAGACCAGAGAAGAAAAAUCAAGCCAGCCAGACGCCAUGCAGCCAGUAGCAACCCUUUACGCCAGAGACAGAAUAGAGAGGACCUUAGAACUGAAACAGAUAUUCUUAGGAUCCGAGCGGAUGAGAAACCCUCACUUGCUGGAAAGAAAAAAAAAGAGAAAGCUUUUACUGAUGAAGCUAUGGCUGGCCUGUCAAGCACAGAGGAUCUGGCUGCUGCAAGCACUGCCUUGAGGAAAACAGCUAAAGACUCCUCUGGAGUUAGCACCGAGAUCAAAGACUUUGGAGGAUUUCUACCUGUCAUGUUGUUACAAAUCAAAGGUUCAAGGCACAUCCAAACAAGACUAGUGGAACCUUCAGUCAAUUCACUGAAUUCAGGUGACGUGUUUGUGUUGGUGACUCCAAAAGAGCUCCAUUUGUGGAAUGGAAAGGAUGCCAGUAUCAUGAAAAAAGCUAAGGGAAUGGAAGUGUCCACUAUAAUUGUUAAACAGAAGGACUUAGGCUGUGGUGCCACAAAAGUUCACAUCAUUGAACAAGACCUUGAAACAAAUGAUUCUCAAACUAGACUCUUUUGGAAGACUCUGGGAGGCAAAGCUGAUGUGGCAGAUGCCAACGAUUUUCCUUCAGACGAAGAGCACGAAAAAGGCUUGAUAAAGACCAACGUACUGUACAGAGUCAACUGUACAUCUGACCCCCCGGAACUGGUAAUACGUGAUGAUAUGUCAGGCCGUAUUCUUAGUGCGAAUUUGAUGGAUAAUUCACAGGCUUAUGUUGUUGACUUUGGAACCGAGGUAUACCUUUGGCUUGGUAGAAACUGUCAUAGCCUGGCUCGAACAAAGGGUUUAGCCCUUGCACAAGAUCUCUUUAAAGGACCAUUCAAGUAUAAGAGUACCAUCAGCCCAAUAGACCCCAAAACUAGAACGGACGGUCUGCCCAAGACGACAGAAGUCAACAGGCCUUCGUGGGCUCUGUUUGGCCGCAUGACUGCGCGCGCAGAGACGGUGCUCUUCAGAGAAAAGUUCAUUGAUUGGCCGGACCAUAACGUGGAUUACACCCAGGAUUUUGUUAAACAACCUAUCAGUGGGAGUUUCACCGAUCUCUCCGAGCGUCAGGUUCCUGAUGUAAGCGGGGAUUUAAGAACGCGUGGCAAGAAGAAGCGUCCAAACAGCAUCUUUGAGAUGAAGCCAUGUGAUCCGGCCAGCUUGAUAGAGACUCCUCCAGAACCAAGCUUGAUACUUGAAGGUUUUGAUGUGGGGCGUGGCACAGGCAGCUUCGAUGAAGAAGGAAGACGGUUUAUUGUCUCGUCGAUUUCCAUGAAAAUCUGGCAUGUCAAAGAAUAUUCGUAUCAGCUGCUCCCGGAAGAGGAAUAUGGUCAUUUCUUCUCGUCAGAAGGUUACGUGGUGCGGUGGAAGUAUUGUGUGAAACUGACAGGCGUGAAGACAUUGAAAGGCAAACAGUCUCGUUACGAAGAUGUUGGCCGUGACAAAGUCGCUUACUUUUUCUGGCAAGGAAAAGACAGCACUCUGAACGAGAAAGGAACUGCCGCGCUGAUGACUGUUGAAUUGGACUCUGAUAAAGGACCACAGGUGCUGGUCGCUCAAGGCAAGGAACCUCCUUGUUUCACCAGAUUGUUUGAAGGAAAGAUGGUUGUUCACUUAGGAAAGAAAGACUCUCAAGAGGAAACAGGAGAUGGAUCACUGUUCAUUGUGCGAAAUGAACAUCCUGAAGAGGUCUAUUUAUUACAGAUACCAGCAAGUUCAUCGUCUCUGAGAUCCCGGACAUCGUUUGUGGUAGCAGACAACAAGAAAUCUAUCUUGCACGCUUGGCACGGGUGCAAAUCACCUUCUUCUACCAAACAAGUCGCUGUUAGUGCUGCAAAAAGACUUAAAAAAUGGUUUAAUAAGCAAUAUUCCAAGGAAUAUAAAGCCAAAGAGGUUUCUGAAGGAGAAGAAAGCAAAGACUUUUGGAACGUUCUAGGUGGAAAAGCAAACUUUACGUCACUUUCUGCAGAUUCAAAGAAACACGAACAUACGAUGCGCGUUUUCAACUUAAGGAGUACAAGUGGUUCGUUUGAGGCUACUGAAGUGCUGAACCCGGGUAGAUCAGAACACACCACGCCUUAUCCGAUUCUACAAUCACAACUAUAUACGGCUGAUCAGCCAGCCCUGUUCAUGGUGGAUGCUGUUCAUGUGAUAUACCUCUGGCAUGGUUGGUGGCCGCAGAGUGAUGAAGAUUCAGAGUCCAGAGCCUCUACCACAGGCUCCGCGGAGACAAGGUGGAGUAAUGACAGACGACUGGCAAUGGAGACGAUCAAGUCUUAUGCUGAAGAGUUGAAGCGUGACUUUUCGCAAGUAUUUAUUGUGUUUGCUGGUUUGGAACCGAAGUCUUUCAAGAAUCUUUUCCCAUUCUGGGAAGAUCGGCCUGAUGUGGCCAAAAUAAACCGAGCGACUGGUCGACUUGACGGCGAUACGUUGAAGGUGGAAACAGAACUUGCCAAGCUCUCCAGGACGGAAUAUACCCUGGAAGAAUUGAAACAAAAACCUCCCCCUGAAGGAGUUGAUCCGUCCAGACUUGAAGUGUAUCUAAAUGCUGACGAUUUUCAGAAAGCGUUUAAUAUGACCAGAAGCGCAUUUGAUGCUCUGCCAAUGUGGAAGAAGACAAACCUCAGAAAGAAAGCUGGUCUUUUCUAACUUCUUGCCACGAAAUUCCAGAUAUUUAAUUCGAUUAGUUUAUAAGAAAUAUUGUGUAAUUUUUAAUGAGAUCAUUUCAGUGCUGUUUGCCUGUGUUUUUAAAAGCUAGAGUGACAAAGGGAAACCUUUUAGCAAGUAAGUUUGCUGAAGUAAAAGCACAGUAUAAGAGGUAUUAACACGCACAAUUAGAACGACCAUUCGGUGAGAAACUGGCAAACCUCUGGUAAUACCCCACCGGAGGAUUUUAGGGUUGAAAUAAACCCAGGGAGAACAAAUCCCCGGUUACAAUC